This is a messenger RNA of Rubroshorea leprosula, 584 nucleotides long. NCBI's taxonomy places the organism in Eukaryota, Viridiplantae, Streptophyta, Magnoliopsida, Malvales, Dipterocarpaceae. The record is from the annotation of a GenBank genome assembly.
CAGUAUAGCCAUUUGUGCAAGUACUACAAAUUCCGAUUCUUUAUAUAGUCAUUGAUCCACAGUUAGUCUAGCCAGGCAAAAAUGUCUGCCCUUAGCAGGAGCGACUUGCACCGGAUUUUUGAGAUGAUAGACAAGAACGGGGAUGGCCUGGUGAGCUUGGAGGAGCUCAACUGGCUCCUGGAGAGAAUCGAAGUCCAGUUUAGUCAGGAAGAGCUUGAGUCCCUCGUGGGGAAGCAAAGCCUAAGCUUUGACGAAUUCUUGUUCUUCCAUGACACCACCAUAUUAAACGGUAAUUACCAGGAGGAAGGCGAAGAAGGUGACCUUGUGAAGGCGUUUAAGGUGUACGACUUGAACGGGGACGGAGUCAUUUCCUCAGAGGAGCUGCAGAGCGUGCUGGGGAGGCUAGGGUUGUGGGAUGAAAGUAGCGGAAAAGAUUGUAGAAGAAUGAUUUAUGCGUAUGAUACUAAUCUGGACGGGGUGCUGGAUUUUGAGGAAUUCAAGAACAUGAUGUUGCAUACGGUGUCUUAAUUCAAAUAUAUGAAAGAGAUAAAUUAGAGUGCCAUGAUUAAAUUAUACAUUAUUGA